UUGUGUCAGAAGAAAAUGAGAUGUGCUUCUUUCUGUGUGGAGCACGAGUCAGAUUUUCCCCUGCGGACUACGCAUUAGUGACUGGGCUCAAUUUCGGGGGAUCGAGGUUCGAUGCGACAUUACAGCACGACUGCAGUCGCGUGGAGGCAUACCGACGAUUCUGCGGUACGCGAAGCAUGACCAUACAGUCGCUUAUCAAACGCGUGUGCGAUUUGGAUCAUCGAGUGGAUGAUGAGGAUGGGAGCCUGUACCUUCGUGCUGUCCUCGUGUGUGUGGCUCACACCCUUGUUCUUGGGUUGGAUACGCGGGUACAGCCGUGGCUUUGGGUUUUGGUGGAUGAUCUGGCUACAUUUGAUAGAUUCCCCUGGGGCGCGUAUUCGUAUAAGAUGUUAUGCCAUUAUACGCAUGAGAUAGGAACCGGCGAGAAGUAUCACUUCUACGGUCCUUCGUGGGCUUUAUAUGUCUGGGCAUUGGAGCGCGUCCCGGGCUUCGGACACAUGGUCGCAGCAUCUAGCGGUGAUCCGACAGCGCACCCUCGGUGUUUGAGAUGGAAUUUCAGGGGUAAGCCCCGGCUUCACGGUCUGCGCGAUCUAUUCGAGGGACAGGGUGGUGUCCUGCCCCUGGAGCCCGAUGGUGACGAUCUGUCGAAUCACUACUUCAUAUCAGCGCUGACACCGGGCGAACUCUCGGUGAGCUUCAGGCCCCCCGACAACCCAUUAGCUCGGGGUGUCCAAUUUCCACAGCAGACCGGAGCCCGUGUUAUGGAGGAGCGCGGGGACGAGGAGGAUGUACCUAGACAACCUCGUAUGACUCGCAGUCACAGUGUUCGGGGCCCUGUGAGGGAUGCUCGACCCCACGAGCCGGCUCGUCAUUCAGUAGAUCCGGGCAAGCGCCCAGCGCCGCAUACUUCUUCAUCGUCGAGCGAAUCUCGGACUGUAUCCAGUCCCAGCGAGGGUGAGGUGGACCGUAAGUGGGUGAAGAAGACGAUCCGUCAGGAGAUUAAGAAGGCCUUCGAUAAAUUCGUGGAUAAACUGAAGGGCAAGGGUAAAAAGGAUAGGUGCAAGAAGAGCAAACAUUUCCCAGUGCCCGACUCCCCUGAUGAUGAUGACCAGCGACGGUCCCCUGAUGAUUACCAGCCACGGUCUCCUCCACAGCGACGGUCUCCUCCACCCAGUGCUUCAGGGCCCGACGCUUCAGGGCCAAGCGUUUCACGUCCCUGCGACGACGACCCCCGCGAUGAGGAACCACGCCAUCCAGAGACCCAGGCAGAGCAGUCACGCCCUUCAGAUUAUGCCCAUUCCCGCCCAGCAGAGACCCCGGAUUACAACGAGCAGUGGCGGGCCAUAAAUCAGUCUGUUCAGGGCGACUACACACCGACAGAGCAGACUUUUGACUGGUCGACCCAGGUCUACCCUCAUUGAUCUUCCCCAUUCCUGAAGCCGCAGUAUAGCACAGAGACCUCGAUAUUCUUUGCUGAACCGCUCACUUCUAUUGCACCACAUGAGUGGGGACAGUCCAGUUCGGCAGGGCAGGCUCAGACGGAGGAGCCUGAGCCACAGGCAGAGCAGCCACAGGUACUGCUGCUGCAGCACCCAGAGCAGCCGCCGGCAGAGAAGCCGCCAGCAGAGCCCCCGCGUCGCAGUCAGAGGGUGAGGCGUCCGUCUAACUUUCAGAGAUCGCCUUGGGUUAAUAGCCGAAUGCCACGUCCAGUGACACAAUACUGCAGUGACCAUUAUGAGAAGUGGAUGGCUAGGUGUCGAGAGGGUAGGGGUGGUGAGAUUUAUGUCAAGGCAAGUGGUGGUUUGCGGGAGUACGACGACUUCGCGCGGGUGGAUAAUGUCAGCCAGGAAUUCACAACUGGGGAUAUUGACUUGUAUUUCUUGACCUUGAGAAAUAGACUUCGAGGUUCCCUGGAUUUACUGGAUGACGUAGAUAUGAAUAACACAAUCAUAGUAGACACAGAUUGGUUUAUAUACCUCAAGAAAGAGUGGGGCGCUCUAUUGGAUAAGUGGGCAGGAAGUGAGUUCGGCCCCGAGGAGUUUCAUGUAUUGACUAGCACAGCAAUGGCUGAUGAUUGGG
Salvia miltiorrhiza (redroot sage) is the source of this 2079-nucleotide messenger RNA. RefSeq lists its product as uncharacterized. The record is from RefSeq and is a predicted model, not a curated record. NCBI's taxonomy places the organism in Eukaryota, Viridiplantae, Streptophyta, Magnoliopsida, Lamiales, Lamiaceae. The coding region runs from base 21 to 1421 and encodes 466 amino acids. The transcript has 4 exons.